This is a messenger RNA of Acanthosepion pharaonis, 1335 nucleotides long. NCBI's taxonomy places the organism in Eukaryota, Metazoa, Mollusca, Cephalopoda, Sepiida, Sepiidae. The record is from the annotation of a GenBank genome assembly.
AUGUAUGCCGUGAUCGACGAACAUAGCAACAAGUCACUUGCUCGUCCAGAGUUCUUUGAGUUGUUCAGUGACUGCGGCCCCACAUCUUCUUAUUCACUUAGGACCUGCGCUGGAAUCAUAGAAAUGGUUGGGAGAAGAGCCUAUGGGUACAGAAUUGAAUCCAUAGAUGGACGCACCAGCCUGCCCCUUCCAACAUUAAUUGAGUGCGCUGAUGUGCCGGAUAAUCGCUCGGAAAUCCCAACACCAGAAGCAGCCCUUCAUCACAAGCAUUUGGCUAGCAUAGCAACGGAGAUUCCCAACUUGGACCAGGAGGCCCCUAUUUUGCUACUCCUGUGUCGUGACAUUAUCGACGUACAUAAGGUUCACGCCCAGAUCAAUGGUCCUCACAGCGCACCUUAUGAUCAGAAACUAGACAUGGGCUGGGUGAUAGUGGGGAAUGUAUGCCUUGGGGGAACGCAUAAACCAACCACUGUAGACACCUUCUUCACCAGCACCCGAGAAGGAAGCCGCCCUACAAACUUUGGGCCUUGUCCCAACACAUUCUGGGCCAAGGAAAGAUACUGCCAGAAAGAAUUGGGUAGCUCCGUGUUUCAACUGACUAAGGAGGACGACCGACUGGCCUACUCCAUAGAAGACAGAAUCUUCAUCGAUAUCAUGGAAAAAGGCGUGAGGAAGAAUAGUCACUGCAGCUGGGUAGCGCCUCUUCCACUCAAGCCAUCCAGACUUCGACUUCCUAACAACCGACAACAAGCAGUCAGUCGACUCAACUCACUGACUCGCCAAUUCAGGAGGAAGCCGCGUUUGGCACAGGACUUCUCCUUCAUGGAAAAAAUCUUCGCUAAUGCUCGGGCAGAAGUGGCCCCUCCACUCAAAAAGGAAGAAAAGAAAUGGUACUUGCCUAUGUUCGGCAUUUACCACCCAAAAAAAACAAACAAAAUCAGAGUUGUCUUUGACUCCAGUGCCCAAUAUAAUGGAGUAUCAUUGAAUAACGCCCUAUUAACCGGGCCAGAUCUAAACAACAACUUGAUAGGAGUUCUGAUCCGUUUCCGAAGGGAGCCCGUGGCAAUCAUGGCUGAUGUCGAGCAAAUGUUUUACUGUUUUCUCGUGAAAAGAGAGCACAGAGACUUUCUGCGAUUCCUGUGGUAUAAAGACAAUGACCCUGAUAAGGAAAUAGUCGAAUAUAGGAUGAAAGUCCACGUAUUCGGCAACAGUCCAUCACCGGCAGUGGCAACUUACUGUCUCAGGAAAUCUGUCGGCGGGACACACCCGGAGUGCAGCCCUGCUCUGCUGUUGUUCAGUACGUCCACCGUGACUUUUAUGUGGACGAUGGACUAA